Molecule: messenger RNA, 5161 nt
Organism: Pseudopipra pipra
Lineage: Eukaryota; Metazoa; Chordata; Aves; Passeriformes; Pipridae
Gene: IL7R
Product: interleukin 7 receptor
Exons: 2
Coding region: 1781-2437 (218 amino acids)
Source: RefSeq, a predicted model, not a curated record
UAACUCUCUUAAUAUCAGAAAAGGUGUUGGAAGCCAAUCCUGUUCUGACAGUCUUACUGCUUUCCCUGCUGUACCUGUGAACUAUUCACUCUCCAUCUCUGGACCUCUCUAGCAAGCUGAAGGGAGGCCAAGAGCAGAAAUGGGCAACACAGGAGAUAGUGUUGGCAGGCAGAAGAUGAACUGCCACUUUGAGCAGAGCUCAGUCUUGAGCCCAAAACACUGGGACUUUUGCAAGCCAAAGUAACUACAAAACAUGUAUAGAGUCAGUGUCCUGCUGGAGGCAGAUUUGACUCAAAAGCAAGAUCCAGAGCAAGAAAGCUACAUGCAGGUUUUAGUAAAGUCCCAAGAGGUGUGAAAACAGCAUACCAGGGAAAUUGACUUUUUCCCUUUCACAGGCUGAGUCAGCGGGGUGUUUGCUCUGCAGCACUUUCAGAAGCAGCAGGGCAGAGCCCUCUGCAAAAACAGCUUGAUGGUGUCAGACACCAGCUCGGUCAGAUCCACAUCCAGCCAGCCGUGUGGUGAAACCAGGCUCCACAUCCUCCACCAAAGCAGUUACAGCAGAAGUGGGACUGGAGAUAGAUUCAUUACCCAGGAAGUCCUUUGUCUGCAUUGGGGUUUCUUUAUGUAUUUGCUACACAGCUAUAGACAGAUAACUGUAAAUGCAAUUUCAACCACACGGCUUUAUAUACUCAUAGGGCAUUAAGAGCUGACAAAUUUAAGAAAAUGAGCAGAUAUGCAGAUAAUCUGGUGACACUACAAUCUAAAGUGAAAGAAUUCAAAUUCAAAUAUAGAAGAUGAACUCCUUGCAAGGCAGAAAGCCCAGGACUGUUCAAUGCCUUUCAGAGCAGCCUGUCCACAACAUCCACCUCAAGAGAGGUGGCUGUGUGGGAGCUGCUUUUUCGGGACAUCAUUUGGGCUGUGCUAACUUCUGAAUUAAAUAUGGGGUUUGGCAUCAGCCAAACCAUGCCAAGAACAAUUUUAAUAAUUAAACAUUUUAGACGCUGGAGUUAUCUGCCCUAGUGCUGUUUUAUUUGCAAGUACAGAUGUAGCUUGAGAUUUCUAUUUCUUGCAUUUUACUGUUGCUGGCAACCUUACUUCUCUAACUUUGCUAGAAGUUUUGCUUAUGUAAAACUGCAGCAAAAACAGUUGAGACUUUUGGAUCCCAGACAUAUCCAUGUUAAAAAAAAAAGGGGGUUAUAUAUGUGUGUAUGUACACCCUCAUAUAGAGACACAUAAAUAAAAUGAAAUAUAUAUUCAUAUACACAUACAGUUACAUCAUUGCAACAUUGAAUUUCAGUUGGACAAUAUUCUCUAGAUGCAUCCUGGGGGUAUGCAGUAGAACAAACAACAUGAGAACUUUGUUAAUCAAGGAGUAAAAAUAAGACCUGUGGGACAAGGUUACAGUACAGAUAUCUGAGGCACAAACAGCUGGCCAAGGAGUAGGACAAUAUGUUGUUCUUUGACUUAUGUAAACAUGCAGCGGCAAAUAUCAGCAAAUUUGUACUUUAACCACAGCAUCUUCUUGCACUGGCAGAAACCGGUUUCACCACACAGAGCCCUGUUAACACAGCUAUAUGCAAACAAGCUCCUUGCCAGCACAAUUUGCUGCUUUUCCAGUACUUAGUGAAGUGUCUUUCCUUAACUAUGACAAUUUGUGCACUCAAGAGAGCAAUGGUGGCCUUCACAACUCCUCUUCUCCUGUCUGUUUUAUUCUGUGACUUUUCUGUUGUUAUUCUGGAUAAUGCAACCCAGCCCUAAAGCUUUGUGAGAAUUAGUACCAAUGAUGCAAUAUGAACCUCUGAUACCUCAACAUAUCCCUCUUUUGCUGCUUUUUGUCUGCUGUUGCUGUUUCAGGAUCAAGCCUGCUGUAUGGCCAAACCUUCCUGAUCAUAAAAAAACACUGGAGAAACUAUGCAAGAAGCCAAAAAAUAAUUUUGAUAUAAGCUUUAACCCAGAGAGUUUUGGUUAUGUUCAUAUCCAUAAAGUGGACGGUAUUCAGGCAAAAGCUGAACUGGAAAAUUUUCUGCAGCCAUCAAUUGCUCCAGAGACAAGUCUUCCAGAAAAAUUCAGGAAGGGAUCAGACCUGAAGAUGAUACCUGCGAUGACAGACAAAAGCAACCUAAAUCUGUCUGUGACUUAUGGAGGCCUCCGGCCGGCUGAGGCCCCGCACAGACUCCUGGGCACAAGCCAGUUUGCAGUCACGGAAGGAAACUGCAGCUCCAGCACGUAUGAGGUGUGCCACGGCAACAGCGUGCCCCUGCACAACAGCGGAGGUUCCAACUUUUCCUCUGGUCCUCCCCUGGAUCCCUCUGGCCAGCCCAGUCCAGAGCCCCCAGAUGAUGACACUGUAUCCCAGAUGCUGCCUAACAGUGAAAUGAGAUCACCAAACAACGAGGAAACCUAUGUAACAAUGUCCAGCUUCUACAAAAUUCAGUAAACCUCGCAAGAAUGACGACAUGUUUUUUUUUUCUCUAACACAAGCAGGACACUGAAGCUUUCUGUUUUGUUUUCCUGUAUCCUGCGAGUUCCCGCCUCCUCCACUCACCCUGCUCACAGUGCAGUGCUGUAUCUGCAAGGAAGUCGGUUCUCCUAAGUUCCAGCUAGAAGUAGCCUAACUUCAGCACUCAAUACACUGCUAGCAGUCUCCGCUGCAGCAGAAACUAAAUUUAAUUCAAUCUGACUUCAAUCUUCAAAUCUGAUUAAUCUGGAGCAACAACAGUGCAGUCCCAGCUGAGGACCACAACAUGUCUUGUAAAAGUUAAUGAACUCUUCUGUUACUCUCUUGGUUACAGAGCUGCGCUCUUAUUAAUGCCUAAGCAAGAAAUAUGGCAACAUAUUCAAGUUAAACAGAACCCAAUCCCUUUUAAACAGUAGUAACUCAAAGAUAAUUCCUCUGCAGCCAGUGUAAAUUCAUGAGUUUGCAAAAAGACAGUAAAUCAGAGUUGCUAUCAAGCAUUAGCUGCCUGGGGAUUCAGGAUCUUGAACACCACAAAUAGAUUUAGCUGAGUCCUCAGGAGAAAUGGUACAUGGACCCACUUUAGAAAGAUGUUUCCUGAGGCUGAUUUAGUUUUUUGUUUUUCUUUUUUUUUUUUUUUUGAGACACAAAACAAAGCAAAACUCUACAUGCCACUGCUUUUUGCUGUUGGUAAAGAUCUGCCCUGGAGCCAAUUACAGGAUCCACAGGUACUUCUAAUACUUUUAACGUUUUCAAUAUUUCACGUGCUAACUAUGUAAAUCAAAGUCCCUUCUCUUCCCAGAAACUGAAUUAGGACUGUAAAAUGCACAGUGCUGUCUUUCUCUGCAGCUCUCGUGCAGGCAUUAGUCCAGCAUGUAAGUACUUUUCAGGGCAGAGGCUGAGCUGACCACGUUUGUUUACUAGCAUUAUUCCCAAUGGCUGUGACUGCUUAUGAAUACUAUGAAUUUGGAUAGGCAAUGUUCUCAUGCAACAUCUGACUUAGGAAAAUGAAUGGAAUGUCAUGAAUUCUGCCAGUGAUCAGAAGACCUAUUUUCUUUUUUAAAGUAACUUGUAAAUUGCCAGGAGAUAGUAUUUAGUUUGUUGUUGGAGGGGGGGUGUUGUUUGUUUGGUUUUGGGGUUUUGGGGGCUUUGUGAGGGCUUUUUGCACUGUGACUUUUUUCUUCUUUACAGUAUCACAUUUUUUUUUUCUUUUACAUUAUGGCUGAGCCACUUCACAGUCCUCCUUAGAUUCUGUACAUUGUGGAGCACAUACUUGGAGAUAAAGCUGCUACAGACACAUGAUUGCAUGACAGCAGAGCAGUGUGGCCUUGGGACAUCCAAACUGCUUUGUUGCCCUCUGGGAUUCAGGUUCACCUCACUGUGCGGUCUCAGUUCCUCUAGAUGUCUGAAAUUCUCCUUUACCAAACUGUAUGUACAUUUCCAGAGUCUAAGGGUGAAAAGAGUCCUCUCUCAUGCUCAGAGCUGCUCAAAUUUGUUCUGUCUGGUAAUGGUCACAGAGAUGUUGCAAAACCUCAGCUGCUUCCAUCUGCCUUUGCCAAAACAGCUUUGUGCCAGGAGAACAUCAAAAUUAAUAUAUCUUGUGGUCUAAUUUCAAGAAGAUAUGGCAGACAGUGGAGCUUGCAUUAAACUCCAUUGCUUGAAUCAGAAUUUUAUGCUGCAGAAGACAGUAUAAGACAAAAAAUUUUGGACCAUAUGAAGCCAAAAACAUCCCUUCCAAGACAGUACUCCACCUUCUUCACUCCACUCAGCACCAGGGAAACCUUUGAACGGGGAGAACUUAUAGUCACUGUGUGUAAUGGGGCCUCAGAUUUCGCUCAAAGCAUUCCAGUGACAUUUUGCAGAACGGUUUUUACUGCUGUUUAUUGCUGAAUGAAGCACUGGUUGACGCAGAAGAAAAAGAUGAAAGCCCUGGACAUUCAUUUGGUUUACAACGCUUGUAUUUCUUUUUCAAAAAAGCUGCUGGUCAUGCUCAUACUUGUGUAGACUUGCACAGUGUGACUGUAGAUAGAGAGAGACUGUACUGGAAAGAUAUCUUCUUCCAGCGAAACAGGGACAAACAAAAAAGGGGAUAGAAGAAGAAGUAAAAGCACAUCAGGAAAAUUCUCUAUGGUAUGUGCUAUGCUUUCUUCAAUUUUAUAGCCAUCAACAAAUUUGAUGGGUGUAUUCCGAUAUAAUCACUUUUUGGAAAAAAAAAUAAAGCCAAAUUUGCACCAAAGCCAGAAGCACCACAAGCAUUUCUUGUCUAAUGCCAAGUUAAAUAUAGAACAACACUUUGUUGAAUAGUUUCCUUAUUCUACAGGACAGAGCUUUCCUAUAGCUGUUCACAAACUCCCAUCUGCCUCAGUAUCCACACAGGAGUAUUGCAUAGCUUUCACAUACUCCAUGCACUUUCUUUAGUUCAGCAUGAUCUUCCUCCUCCACACUUUCUGUCUCUGGUGCUCUUACUCGGCUGCACAUCCAAAAAGAAGUUGGUGACCCUGGUUUGUAUGUAGCUGCCUUAUGUCACAGGAGCUGCUUGCUCCUUUCUGCAUGUGCCCAAUGGAAUUUGACAGCUCUUCUGCAGUUGUGGCACAGUACAGAUGCUCUCCUAGCUUCAUUUCUCCCCUUAUCUACGUGCGGCUCAUUUGCACUAUGCAAAUGUCUCCUAGCUAUACACAAAUAAACUUGGACUGUUGUCAGUUACAA